GCUGUCCCCACGCUGUCCCCGUGUCCCCGCAGGCGCAGGUGGCCUUCCUGCAGGGCGAGCGCAAGGGCCAGGAGAACCUGAAGACCGACCUGGUGCGGCGCAUCAAGAUGCUGGAGUACGCCCUCAAGCAGGAAAGGUCCAAGUACCACAAGCUGAAAUUCGGCACCGAGCCGGCGCCGGGGGACAAGAAGCCGGAAGCGCCGGAGCCGGGUGCGUGUCCCCGUGCCCUCAGCGGGCCCCCAACGGCCCCCUGGAGGUGGCGGCGCUGGAGGGCCGCCCGCCGCCGGCCCCGCAGGAACGCGGGGAAGGAGGCGAAGGAGCGCGGGGGGGGCCCGGUGCUGGAGCAGGUCCCCUUCCUGCGCUCCUGCGAGGACGAGGACAGCGACGAGGACGAGGACGCCGACGGCCUCCCCGCCGAGCCCCCGCGGCAGCACAAGAAGCAGCGCGUAAAGCUGCCCCCCAAGCCCCUGCUGCCCGAGGUGGAGGACGAGGACGACGACGACGACUCGGAGGACGCCCUCAACGAGUUCGAUUUCCUGGGCUCCGGGGAGAACGGGGACGGCCGGCGGGCCGGGGAGGGCGGCGAGCUCGAGAGCCGCCGCGCGCGGCUGCAGGGGAUGCUGGCCGACCUGCGGGACGGGGACGGGCUCCCCCCAAAAGCGGCCGGAGCGGGGCAGCCGCGCGCCCACGAGGGGUCCCUCGGCCUCUCCUCCGACGUCUUCAUCAUGGACAGCAUCGGCGGCGGCGCCGUCAGCCUGGGGGACCUGGCCGACCUGACAGUCACCAACGACAACGAGCUCAGCUGCGACCUCUCGGAGGGCCGGGACGCCCUGAAGAAGACGUGGAACCCCAAAUUCACGCUGCGCAGCCACUACGACGCCGUGCGGGGCCUGGCCUUCCACCCGGCCGAGGCCGCCCUGCUCACCGCCUCCGAGGACGGCACCCUCAAGCUCUGGAACCUCCAGAAAACCGUCGCAGCCAAAAAGAACGCGGCGCUGGACGUGGAGCCGGUGUACGCCUUCCGCGGGCACAGGUGGGGGCUGGCGGCACACGCGGGACACCCCGCGUCCCCCCGCGUCACCCUGU
This is a messenger RNA of Oxyura jamaicensis (ruddy duck), 1086 nucleotides long. Its product is annotated as striatin-4-like. The annotation marks the transcript as partial. Gene Ontology annotation, molecular function: calmodulin binding; protein phosphatase 2A binding; armadillo repeat domain binding. The transcript has 8 exons. Gene Ontology annotation, cellular component: dendrite. Lineage: Eukaryota; Metazoa; Chordata; Aves; Anseriformes; Anatidae. The record is from RefSeq and is a predicted model, not a curated record.